AUGAAGGUUAAAGGUGUGUUGGCGCAGGAAAAUCUUCCAGAUGACCAGUUCGCCCGUGGCUCCUCGUACAUCGCUGCGUCCUACGUCAAAUACCUGGAGGGAGCCGGGGCUAGGGUUGUACCCAUACGAAUAAAUCGCACGGAACAAGAAUACACUAACAUCUUCUACUCAAUAAAUGGGUUGUUGCUGCCGGGCGGAGAUGUAGAUAUUCAAACAUCGCAGUUCAGCCGGGCAGCCAAGAUCUUCUACAACUUGUCACUGAAGGCCAAUGAUGCCGGGGACUACUUCCCCAUCUGGGGGACGUGUCAGGGCUUCCAGCAGCUGUCCGUCCUCACAGCCAACAAAAACCUGCUAACCCUCACGGACACCAAGGCCGUGGCUCUACCUCUCACUCUCACACCAG
Messenger RNA from Etheostoma spectabile (orangethroat darter), 403 nucleotides. RefSeq names its product gamma-glutamyl hydrolase-like. The record is from RefSeq and is a predicted model, not a curated record. Gene Ontology annotation, biological process: tetrahydrofolylpolyglutamate metabolic process. Gene Ontology annotation, molecular function: gamma-glutamyl-peptidase activity. Gene Ontology annotation, cellular component: vacuole. NCBI's taxonomy places the organism in Eukaryota, Metazoa, Chordata, Actinopteri, Perciformes, Percidae. The transcript is spliced from 5 exons. The annotation marks the transcript as partial.